Messenger RNA from Auanema sp. JU1783, 3423 nucleotides. NCBI's taxonomy places the organism in Eukaryota, Metazoa, Nematoda, Chromadorea, Rhabditida, Rhabditidae. The record is from the annotation of a GenBank genome assembly.
AUGGGUGUAACCGAGGACAAGAAGUUUUUAUCUCUUGAAGAUAAAUGGCUUCUGGUACCUGCCUUUCUGAAGGUGCGGGGACUGGUAAAGCAACAUCUUGUCAGUUUCGAUUAUUUUGUAAAUGAGGAUAUUAAAGCAAUUAUGUUAGCCAAUCAAAAAGUCACUAGUGACGCCAACCCUAAUUUUUACUUGAAAUACACAGAUAUUAGAAUAGGAAAACCAUCUAGCGAAGAAGGUUUCAAUCAAGUACACGACAAAAUUUCUCCUCAAGAGUGUCGUCUACGAGAUAUGACGUACUCCGCUCCCAUCACUGUAGAUGUAGAAUACACCAGAGGAAGUCAUAAAGUUAUCAAAAAAGGUCUCACAAUUGGGCGAAUGCCUAUCAUGUUGCGAUCUAGUAAGUGCAUUCUACGAGACCUGGCUGAGGAAGAAUUGGCUAGGGUACAGGAAUGCCCAUAUGACCCAGGUGGUUAUUUUGUCGUCAAAGGUUCCGAGAAAGUCAUUCUUAUCCAAGAACAGCUUAGUAAGAAUCGUAUUAUGAUAGGUCGAAACUCUAGCAAAGAGUUACAGUGUGAAGUUCUCUCCUCAACAACAGAACGGAAGAGUAAAACAUAUGUAAUCGCAAAGAAGAACAAGUACUGGUUAAGACACAAUCUUCUUACUGAUGAUAUUCCUGUUUCCAUAAUAUUCAAAGCUAUGGGUGUGGAGUCAGAUUACGACGUGAUUAGUUGCGUUGGUUCAGAAGAAAGAUAUGUCGCUGCCUUUGCACCUUCUUUAGAGGAAUGUGUCACUCAAAAUAUUUAUACUCAACAACAAGCACUGACGUUCUUAACUUCGAAAGUAAAAGCCAGGAAAACUUACGCCUUCACUCCGGCAGGAACAGCAACAUUGAAUACAAUUCAGCCAAAAGAACACGAAGCGAUUGAUUUCCUUUCCGGCGGAAUGAUAUGCCAUGUAGCUUGCCCUGACGGUAACUUUAAAAUGAAAGCAAUUUAUUUAGGAUUAAUGACUAGGAGACUAAUUCAAGCUGAAAUGGGAGAGAAUGAGUUAGAUGAUCGAGACUUUUAUGGAAACAAGAGGCUUGAAUUAGCUGGUUCUCUUCUUUCUCUUCUCUUCGAAGACUGUUUCAAACGCUUUAAUAACGAACUUAAACGGAUAGCAGACAAUUCCUUGGGAAAAACCUUAGCAGCUCCUUUGGAUAUUGUAAAACAUAUGCGACAAGAUCUGAUCACUCACUCCAUAGUUAAUGCGUUGGCUACUGGAAACUGGAUUAUCAAAAGAUUCAAAAUGGAAAGACAUGGAGUCACCCAAGUUUUGAGUCGACUUUCCUAUAUUUCUGCCCUUGGUAUGAUGACAAGAAUUAAUUCAACUUUCGAGAAAACUAGAAAGGUAUCAGGACCUCGUUCUCUUCAACCAUCACAGUGGGGCAUGUUAUGCCCUAGCGAUACACCAGAAGGAGAAGCUUGUGGACUUGUAAAGAAUCUUGCCUUAAUCAGUCACAUUACAACUGACAGUGACGAAAGACCUGUACUUCGACUACUCUUUAACUCCGGUGUAGAAGAUCUUCAAAAUGCUCAUUUUUCUCAUAUUAAUAACCCUCAAUACCACCUAGUCUUUCUCAAUGGUGCUCUCAUAGGAACAACUUGUGAUCCUGCUCGUGUGGCAUCAUCAGUUCGAAACGUUCGCAGAAGCGGACUUCUUUCUGAAUUCGUAUCAGUCUCACGCUGCCUCAAUCAAAGAUCAGUCUAUAUAGGAAGUGAUGGUGGUCGCUUAUGUCGUCCUUACAUCAUCGUUGAAAAUGGUGUUCCCAUGAUUGAGCAAUACCACAUCCAAGAACUCAAAGACGGUGUUCGAAUCUUCGAAGACUUCGUCGACGAUGGUUUGAUUGAAUAUCUUGAUGUGAAUGAAAUGAACGACGCCAAAAUUGCUGUAUAUGAAAAAGAUGUCAAGUUAGAUACAACACAUCUUGAGAUUGAACCCUUCACACUACUGGGAGUUUGUGCUGGGCUAAUUCCUUAUCCUCAUCAUAACCAAUCUCCAAGAAACACAUAUCAAUGCGCUAUGGGUAAACAAGCUAUGGGUACUAUUGCAUACAAUCAACAAAAACGCAUUGAUUCAAUCAUGUAUUUGCUGUGUUAUCCUCAGAGGCCAAUGGUGAAAUCAAAGACUAUUGAACUUAUCAAUUUCGAGAAGCUACCUGCUGGAGCCAACGCUAUCAUUGCGGUUAUGUCAUACAGUGGUUAUGAUAUAGAAGACGCUUUAGUUCUUAAUAAGGGAUCUCUUGAUAGAGGUUAUGGUCGAUGCUUGGUUUAUAAACAUGCUAAGGGUACAGCCAAGAAGUAUCCUAACCAGACAUUUGAUCGACUUAUGGGUCCUGCUCUUGAUCCAACUACACGAACACCAAUUUUCAAACAUAAGAUUUUGGAUCAGGAAGGAAUUGUGUUUGCUGGAGCUAGAAUUUACUCGAAACAGACUAUGAUUAAUAAGCAUAUGCCUAUUGUUUCACAAGAUGCCAAUGGAACAUCUUCGUCUCUACCACAAAUGAGUGGACCUGCUGGAAGGACUGUUGAGUACAAAGACGUUUCCAUCACCUACAAAAAUCCUAUCCCAUCUUAUGCUGAAAGAGUACUUCUCACAUAUAACGAUGAAGAAGCUCAUUUGAUCAAGGUUCUACUUCGUCAAACAAGACGGCCAGAGUUAGGAGAUAAGUUCUCUUCAAGACACGGACAGAAAGGAGUGUGCGGACUGAUCGCACAACAAGAGGAUAUGCCUUUCAACGAUCUCGGAAUGGUCCCAGACAUGAUCAUGAACCCCCAUGGAUACCCAUCUAGAAUGACAGUAGGAAAGUUGAUGGAGCUUCUUAGUGGUAAAAACGGUAUCAUGGGCGGUAAGUUCCACUAUGGAACUGCUUUCGGUGGUGAUCAGGUUGCUGAUGUGUGUGAGGAACUAGCAUCGCAUGGCUUCAACUAUAUGGGAAAAGACAUGCUCACCAGUGGAAUUACGGGACAGCAGUUGUCAGCCUAUAUAUACUUCGGACCUAUUUAUUAUCAAAAGUUGAAACAUAUGGUUUUGGAUAAAAUGCACGCGAGAGCUCGCGGACCUAGAGCUGCUUUGACUCGACAGCCCACCGAAGGAAGAUCGAGAGAAGGAGGUCUCCGUUUGGGAGAAAUGGAGCGCGAUUGUCUGAUUGCUUAUGGUGCUUCUAUGCUUUUGAUGGAACGAUUGAUGACAUCGUCUGAUGAAUUCCAAGUCGAAGUUUGCACAGAAUGCGGGUUGAUGGGCUACAAGGGAUGGUGUCAGAAAUGUCGAUCAAGCAAAUCGCUAGCUCAUAUCAAGAUGCCUUAUGCAUGCAAACUUCUGUUCCAGGAGCUCCAAUCUAUGAAUAUUGUCCCUAAACUAGAUCUAGCUCGAUAUACUGACUAA